UCCGUCUGAGUCGUAUUGAAACGGCAUUUACGUGUGUUUAUCGUUUAUAAAUGCUAACUCAGUUCAUUUCAGCCUGAAGGGACAUAGUGAGUGCUACUGAAAAGACUGCUAUUGUGCCAAAAUUUGAGCUGUUAUUUUUUCGACUUUUUGUAUUCCAUCCAUUCUACAAUGAGUGCUUCCCAAGAACCAAGUUCCUCUACAUCAGAAACACCAUCGCCAAAAGUGUCAACGUCGGAUGAACAACAUACUCUUGCCUCACAUUUAUACGCGUCGGGUGACGAUUCUAACGUGGGAACAACAUUAUUGUUAGACGAAAGUGUUACAGUGCCAUCUAAUGGUUCUGUUGUUACAACGCAGAAGGAAGCCGAAUGUGUUGGCCCUUCGGGAGAUAGUCAUGUGCCUUUCGAUGAUACCGCGAGUGUUAAAUCGGACUGUUCUAGCGUUGCUUCUUCAAAGAGAUCUGCAAUUCCAAAAUAUACAAAAUUCGCCACAAAAAGUGCAACUUCAACAUCUGGUACAUCUGCCUCCUCUUCUAGGAUAUCGAGACCAUGUGCAGGACAUGAAAAGCCAACCUUGCCAGUAACUCCUCCUAAAUUUGGCAGUAUGGACGCACUCUGGGAAACACAUAGCCAUCGUGGUCUAAGCGAAGCCGGCUUAAGCCGACACGCAGAUCACACCGUUUUGACUGAAGAUACGGACAGUUUUAUUAUUGGUCAAAAAGUAUGGGUUGGUGGCACGAAACCUGGUAAAAUAGCUUACAUUGGCGAAACUCAGUUUGCACCAGGAGAAUGGGCUGGAAUUGUUCUUGAUCAAUCUAUCGGCAAGAACGAUGGAUCAGUUGCAGGAGUCAGGUAUUUUCAGUGCGAGCCAAAACACGGUGUGUUUUCUAGGCUUACCAGGCUUACCAGCGUCCCAUUACCUGGUGCUGAUUUAGGAGAUACAUCGUAUACAUUUACACCACCCAGUCCUACCAAUAAUAAUACUAGACGCAGCCCAAUGUCUCCUACGGGGAGUACAAAGGGCCUUUAUAAGUCCCAGCCGUUCAAUGUUUCUUCUGCAAGUUUAUCGUCUCCUUCUCACGUCGAUUUUAAAAUUGGUGACAGAGUCAUAAUUAAAUCCAGUCAAGGUUCUAAAGUAGGUGUAGUUAGGUAUAUGGGUACAACAGAGUUUGCUCCCGGAGAAUGGUGCGGCGUCGAACUUGACGAACCAAGAGGAAAAAAUGACGGAUCGGUGGAGGGCAAAAGAUAUUUUACUUGCCGCCCCUUGUAUGGCUUAUUUGCCCCGUUGUCCAAGGUCAGCAAAUCACCUCUCAAAUAUAAACCUGGAAACUGUGUAAUUCAUUCAUCUACCGGUUUGAAAAAGGCUGGCUCAAGGGAGUCUAUGACCUCAAUGAAUUCUUCAAUGGUUAGUGAGUUUAGUGGAGUAUCUAACAUACGAAGGGUAAGACUGGGUGUUAACUCUCUCAACUCACAAUCACGGCAGAAUACACCAUCUUCAGCUUCCAUGUCAACUAGGACAGCUCUACAGGAUGUUCUAAGAGAAAAGCAACAGCAUAUCGAGCAGCUUCUGAAAGAAAGGGAUUUGGAGAGAGCAGAAGUCAACCGAGCUGCCAGCCAAGCUGAUGAAGUUGAACAAAAAUUGGCCACGUUGCAGUCUGAAUACGAAAAGUAUCGCUCGGAAUGUGAAUUAAAAUGGAAGGAAUUCUCGGGUUUAAUAUCUACUCUUAACGUGGACAAAAAUGAUCUGCAAUCGCAACUUGAAGAAGAGAAACGGAAGAAUGAAGACAUUCUGUUUCGUUUCGAAGAGACAGCUAUAACAAAAGGAGAUAUUGAGAAAAGUGUGUUGGCGCAAACUGUUGAAAAUGAGCGUAAUAAGACAAAAAUUAAAGAGCUGGAAAAUAAACUAAAAACUGAACAUCAAAAAGUAGAAAAUCUGGAAGCAGAUUCUCAAAAACUUUUUGAGACCGAAGAGGCUUUGGUAUCGACGCGUGACGAAUUAGAAAAUUUGAAAAAAGAAAUAGAAAAUCUCAAAUCCGAAAGACUGGAAGAAAAAAAUAAACUUCUAUCGAAAGAUGAUGAGAUCAACAAUCUCAAAAAUUUAUUGGAAGUUGCCAGUCAAGAAACGUAUAAGAUCACGAAAACGCAAGAAGAUGAACUUAACCAAAAAUUAAAAGAGCAAGAAAAUGAAGUUGAGAGACACAAGCGUCAAAUAAAAGAAACGGAAGAUAAUUGUUUGCUACAAACGAACGAAAUAAAAGAACUGAAGGAAGAAUUGAUGCGAACUAAAAAAACCUUGGAGGAAAAAUCCAGUGAACUUGAAAAGGUUACAAUAGAAAGAAACGAACAACAGAAAGAAAUUGAGCAACUUAAGAUGAAACUAAGUUCUGUAUUGUUAGAUGUGGAAAAAAUGAAUGACGAGGUUAAACAAAAUGAGUCUUCCUUUAAAACUUUACAGAGAGAUUACGAUACUUCUGUUAUAAUUCUUAAAGCUAAAGAAGAUGAAAUCGUACGUCAUAAGAAACAUGCCCAAGAAAUGGAAAAAGAUCUUAAAGGAGAAAUAGAAAGACUACGUAAUUCACUUCAGAACACUGCUGCAGAGAAGGAAAAAUCUGAUCAUCAGAAUGAACUUAUGUCUUCUAAAAAAGAUAAGCUUUUGGAAGAAGUAAGUGAGACUCUCGAAAUUAGCAAAAGAGAGGCAGAGACAUUAAAGAACACUCUCGAAGAAUUGAAACAAAAAGCUGAAAAAGAUGAAGAAGAAGCUAAUUCAAGGCACAAACGUGAAAUUGAAGAUAAAAGUGAAGCAAUAGCCACUCUAACGUUUGAGUUACAAAAACAGAAAGAUGAGCUUGUUCAGUCUACAUUUAUUGUUUCAAAAUUGGAAGGCGAACUAAGGAAAAAAGACGAGAUUGUAACAAAACUCCAGUAUGAGUUAGAUACUGUAAAAAAUCAGUAUCAAAUGCAAAUGGAAUCUCAGAGUACUUUUGGGAAUGAAAUUAAAGGGUUGCAAGCAGAAAAUUUGGAUCUUAGACGUAAUGCAGAAAUAAACCAAGAAACAAUAAACAGACUAACGGAAGACAAACGUCGCUUGGAAAGCGAGAUUCAGACUAUUAUAAGUUCUUCCGGUGAGUACAGUGUUAAACUUCAACAAAUAACAAACGAAAUGUUAGAAAAAGAUCGACGUUUGGAAAUGCUAUCUAAUGAGUACAAAGAACGGAUCCAAGAAUACGAAAAUAUUGGCAAUGGUCUUAAAGUGCAAUUACAAGAAGCUCAAGAAGAAUCUGAAAGAAUUAAGCAACAUUUUGAAUUGCAACUACAAAAAGCGCAGGAAUGUGAAUACAAUUUAAGGAAACAAUGGGAUGAAGCCAUGUCGCAAAAUAAAACGGUGACAGAUGGUUUCCUUACCCAGCUUACUGAAGCAAAAUCUGUUCUGAGUGACAAAGAAUUAGCGUUAGGCAGAUAUAUGAAUGAAGCAGAAGAACGAGAAAGGCAGCUUAAAACUCAAUUGGAACAGCUUAAUAAAGAAUUGCGUAAUGUUAUAGAAUCUUGCAAUACAAAGCUUGGGGAAUCCGAGGUGGAAACAGUUAAACUAAAAGGCGAAUUAGGUGCCAAAUCGGAGCAAAUUUCUGAACUUGAAUUAAAAGUUAAAUUAUGCCAACUAGAAGCUGAACAACGAUCAGAGAAUAUGCAAAAGGAUUAUGAAAGCUUACUCAAGAAAAAAGACUUUGAUCUUGAUCAAACAAAAGUAGCAUUGUCGACUUUACAAUCUGAACUUAAACUAGUUAAAAACGAUUGUAAUUCACAUAAUACUGACUUAGAUGAAAAGAAUUCGCAAAUCUCAGCGCUUACAGAAGAAAUAACCCAACUUCGUCACUUAGUAGAAAAACUCCAGAUAGAAAAAGACAAUCUGCUUACUUCAAUUACCGAUUCAAAAGAAAAAUUUGUUAUUAACUCUCAACAAUGUGCAGAUUUAAUGGAACAAGUAACGGAUCUUACAAAAAAAGCAAAUCUGGCAGAUAAACUAUCUGAAGAAUUGAAUUUACAACAAGCUAAACUAAGUCAAUUUGUACGUUUGCUUGAUAUAAGUGAGGAAAGAAAACAAAAAGCUCUUACUGAACUUCAAGCAGCUAUUGAAGCUAACGGUGAAAAUGAAAAAUGCAAGCAUAUUUUAGACAUUGUUAAAAAUUUUCAAGCAACAUCUAUCGACUCUGAUACUAAAAAAAUAAGUAAUCUUCGAAAUUUGCUUGAAGAAGCAAAUCAUCAAUUAAACAUUAAAGGGAAACAAUUAGAGCAACAGCAAAAUGAAAUUACCAAAUUAGAAAACCAACUUUUACAGAUGCAACAGUUAUCACCACCUGGAUCAGUCUCUUCUACCGGACAAACUCUAGUAAGCUUAGUGCCUACAUUACAACCAAAUACUGUUUUUACACCAAACUCGAUUAACGCAGCUCCUAUCUUUAAUACAAAUCCUCGCUAUUAUUCCAAAAUACCAUCUCAGAUACUAGUGCCGCUUGUAACAGCCAAAAAUAUUACCCUAAAAAUUUUCAGUAAUCUUGUAUUCUCCCACAAAAAAACCAACGGUCUCUUAAAUGAAAUCAGAUAUGCCAUUCAAACAAACAAUAUGCCAUUGCUUUUAACUAUAUUGAGAAAUUAUCCAACUAAUUUCUUAAAUGCAGACGAUAAAAAACUGAUUAGCCUUUAUUUGUCCAAAGUAAAUAAAGGCAUGCUAAGUAUAUACGUACAACUGAAACAUCAAAGUAAUGUGAUCCAAUAUCUUUUAACACAUAUCAAGAAUGCAGAAAAUAUGUAUGACAGAUUACCAGUUCAGUGUAAAUUACAUGCUUCUGAUGUCAAUUUGAAUCAACCUGAUAAACUUGCUGAUUUUCUAGAAACAAAGAUUCAGAAACUGAAUGCAAUUAUUAAAGACAAAACUAAUAGAAUACAAGAAUUGCAGGACUUUGCAUUUAAGAUGUAUAAUUCUAGAAUUAAUCCAUAUUCCAUCUGCACGUUUAAAAAACCUCAGGGUGAUUUUUGUGCAAAUGAAAAUUAUAUUUGUGUUCCGAAAACAAAUUGCACUUCACAAGAAAUUUCAGGAACUCAUUUAUACAAAAACGGAAUACCUGAAAAUUCUUCCAAAUUUGAUGAUAGUGGUUCUACUUCUAAUAUCCCAAGAAAAUGUCCACAUGUUAGAACGAUUUACAUAACCGUACCGAAAAUAAUUCCCAAUCACUGUAGUCAUACAACCAAACCAGAAUUGCCUAAAAGACCGUCAUUAUAUUCCAAGCAAAAUCCAUUGCCCAAGAUUAUAUAUAUACCGGUACCGCAAAAACCAAGAGUAGUUAUUAAAGAAGUAGUCGUACCUGUUCCGGUAGGCUCAAAUAAUGAAUCAAUUAAGUAUCAUUUACUUCCUAAAGAAAAAGACAUAGUUGGUAAACCGUCACUACCGCCACCACUGGUUAUUAAUAAAUGUCCUCCAAGUUCACCUUGGAUAUCUCCUAAAGUGGUUGUUAAGAAAAUUUUCAUUCCUGUUCUUCCACGUAAAGACUACACUCAAAACGGUUUACUGCAUAAUUUAGACUAUAAUACUGAUUUCGAUUCGAAUAAAAACAAAUUUUUGGGCGUUACACCAUUUGAUUCAUUUAAACCUAUUACCCCUCAUAUGACCACUUUGCAUGAAAAAAACAAAUGUCCGUUGACUAAAACUGUUUAUAUUCCCAUACCAAAACUAAUUCAUAAACAAUGUUCUACUCUGCGAACUCCUAGGGUUGUAAUUAAAAUUGUCCAAGUACCUUGUUCAAAGGACUCGAAACGACCAAAUCUAUUGAGUUUUAAACAGCAACCAUUCACGAGACCUGUUUUUGUUCCAGUUUUGCAACGGCCAAUUGUUAUAGUAAAAAAAGUUUUCCUAACCUCCCCUCCUGGUGUAAGUACGAACUCGCUUGAUAAUCAGUUACAGUUGACAAAUGCAAAUCAGAUGAAAAAGAACACACCAUAUUUGUCUUUUAUCAGUAAAUAUUUAACACCUACAAGUAACAAAUACCCUACACAGAGAUGCCCCGACGUAAAAACCAUAUUUGUACCAUCUGCGAGUGUAAAGUGUCCUCAAGUUAAGACAGUUUACGUGCCUGUUCCUAAAAACAAUUGCCAAAAAUGUCCUUCUAUACCGACAACAUAUUACCAUCAACCGCAGAUGUUUGAAAAAUAUUCCCUUCCAAAUGUUGCACAUUCUCCUAAAGUCAUUAUUAAAGUAGUUCCAGUUCGAAUGCCACACUCGCUUCAACAUUCAAACCGGCCAAAUCUUAAAGAAUGUAAGCAAUUCACAAAAAAGAUAUACAUUCCUGUCCCUCAGCGGCCAAAAGUAAUUAUAAAAAAGGUUCCAGUUGUCUUACAACCAGGCAUUAAAAUCAACUCUGACCAAAGUCAAUUGGGUUCGAAAACGCUAGAUGUAACAUUAAGACCAAAACCGUUACCUACAAUUGUUAUUAAUAAGAGUCCAUACGGUGAGACACCUAAAAAUUUAAAAAUUCCAACAAGAACAAUAAUCAUUCCAAAACUAGCAAACAAUAGAAUCUCUAAACAAAAAUGUCCUUUUGUGAAGCCGGUCUUUAUUUCCGUUCCCUAUUGUAAAAAAACAGCAAGUGAAGGGUUGAGUAAAAAUAUAAACUUGCCAUAUCGAUAUAUUCAACUACCACCCAGAGUACUAGUUAAAAAGGUUAUGGUUCCCGUGAUUCUUCCCCGCAGGACAGUGUACAGAAACUGUCCCAAAGGGGCUAACUUAUUUAAUUUAAUGCCAGGUUCUAAAAACAAUUCAAAUCUGGGCAUUAUUCCGACAGUUCCUCCACCUAAAUCUACUAUUUCGCACUUAUUGUCCCGUAUAUGUCCCGCAACUAAAACUGUAUAUAUUCCAAUUACAAAGUUUGUUCGCAAUAAAUGUCAGCAGCCUUUACAACCUAAUUUCGAUAUUAAUCAAUCUGAGCUUACCCCACGUUCUCCAAAAGUUAUAAUUAAAGUGGUUCCAAUCCGUGUUCCUGACGUCAGGCAUUGCAUAAAACCUAUACCAAAAACUAAAUGGCGCCCACCUGUGAAAACUAUAUUUGUACCUGUAUCUCAGAGGCCAAUAUUUAUUAUUAAAAAAGUGCCUGUAACGAUUUUACCUGGUUUAAAAGACGCAUUAUUUGGAAAUCAAGCACACCCCAAAUUAGAAAGUAGUAAAAUAAAGCCGAAAAUAUUCGCCCCACCUCCAGUUGUCCUCAAUAAAUAUUCAUACCCCAAGACUGCGUUUCCGAAAUGUCCAACGAAAACCAUUAUUGUGCCAAUGUCACAAUCAAUUAAAAAUAGAUGUCCGAUUCUGAAAUGUCCGAUUUCAAAACCAGUGUAUGUUUUCGUGCCGUCUAGUAAAUUAAAAAGUAAUAAACCAUCUGAAUAUAAUGAUAAGAAUCAGCCUACUGAAUUUAUUCGAAAACCUCCAAAAGUAAUUGUCAAAAAAAUUGCAGUGCCUGUUGUUGUUCCUCGUAAAGUUAUUUAUAAAGAAUGUCAAAAAUUACGGAAUUAUAAAGGAGGUAUAUCUAAUAUAAACGAUAACAUUUACCCUAAAGUAGGUAUUGGCUCCCCAUCUUAUUUGUCGAAACCUACUAAUCCUAACACGCUUUUCUCCAACUCACCUAAUAGGUGCCCUAAGGUCAAAACAGUUUACAUUCCAAUUCAGAGAGUUGUCCAUCAUAAUUGUGCAAUUUCACCGAAAACAAAAUAUUUAACAAAACCUGGUUCUUCUGUGAAACCUAUUCCUGGCAAUAACAAACCCUUCAAAGUUUUGAAUUCUCCCAAAGUAGUUGUUAAAAUAGUUCCAAUCCGAGUUCCUUAUAUCCCUAAGAAUCUACUGAAAAGGAUAGACCGUAGACCGUGUGCAAAAACAAGAACGGUAUUUGUUGCUGUCCCUCAGCGACCAAAUAUUGUUUUUAAAACUCCUGUUGGUACUCAUACUAAAUUUCCAAAUACCGGAUGGCAACCUAAAGUAUCGAUUCCACCUCCAAUUGUUGGUAACAAAUAUUCACCACAUAAAACACCCGUGAAUUCGAUUAUUUCACCUUUACUUAAUUUAGCCAAUGGAAAUGGAAAUGUAUUAAAACAAAAGUGCCCAAGUGUAAAACCUAUCUUUAUACCCGUAUCACAUUGUAAAAAACCAGUGAUGGGUACAUUAACAACAGAUAGGAAGCAUUCUCAAUGUACGCAAAUGCCACCAAGAAUCAUAGUUCGGAAAAUGUUUAUUCCAAUUGUGCCUUUUAGAACAACCCCUAAAAGUUUAAAUGGAGGUUUUAACUUACCGAAUUCGUUUAAACCCAGGAAUGUUCACAUAUCGCAUUCUUUCUUGCCUAAAAAGUGCCCUAAUGUGAAAACUGUAUAUGUUCCAGUUCCGAAAUUGAUUCAAAGUAAAUGUAAAAGUCCAAAUUAUUUAUUUAUGCCGAGAAGUUCACAGCCGUCUCAUUCUAAAUUCCACAUAACAACUGAAAUUCCACCUUCCCCUAAGAUUAUCGUUAAAGUAGUUCCGGUGCGAGUACCAUAUGCGACUCAGAUGAAAGUAAGUCCAAGUUUAGAAGAAUGCAAGCAUAGGCCAAUUGUGAAAACCGUAUUUGUACCGGUUUCUCAAAGACCCAGGGUUAUUGUGAAGGAAGUUCCUGUAGGUUCUUCAUUGGGUUUAUGCCGGGGGUUAAUUGGAAAUCAGCUGGAUUUAAAAAAACAAAGAACGUUUAUGCCACCACCUGUUAUUGUUAACAAAUACCCAUCUUCCAAAUUAAUUAAAUUUCCGAGAAUUCCAACCAAAACAAUUAUUAUACCACAAAAGAAAGUGAAUAAGGAGUGUCCUGUACAGAAAUAUCCUACUAAAAAAGUCAUCUUUGUACCUGUGCCUUUUUGCAAGGGAUUAAAGAGUGGGCCACCUAAACCAGAAUCUGUUAAGAACUAUCCUACUCAAAUUAUUCACCUACCACCUAAAGUACUUGUUAAGAAAGUUCCAAUUUUUGUUACUCUUCCAAGAAAGAUAGUAUACAGAGAAUGCAGUUUGCAAUCUAAGAAAAAUGGAAAGACUGGUCCUAUGAAUAACAAUACACAUCCUUUUGCACCUUUCUUAUCAUAUUUGCCGUUUAAGUCUCGUACACCUUCUGUUCAAAAUCAGAAAUGUUCUGCAGUCAGAACAGUUUACGUUCCGGUUUUGAAAUUCAUUCGCAAUAAAUGCACAUUUACACCGAAGCCCAAUUAUUUCAUAAAACCCAACUUCUCCCAAUCACAUCCAUCCGACAUCCACGGAUUAUCUGGUGUUUCUGAUUCUCCAAAGGUAAUUAUAAAAUUGGUUCCUGUUCGAAUGCCUUUCUCAACUCAAGGAACCGUUCGGCCGAACUUAAUCGAGUGCAAGCACAGGCCAAUUAUAAAAACAGUGUUUGUGCCAGUUUCUCAGCGUCCAAAAAUUAUUGUAAAAAAAGUUCCGAUAGCGGUAACAUCAAAUUCAUGUACUGGAUUAACUAAAAAUCAAUUAUAUCCUAAAGUAAAUCGAAAAGAUCAAUUAAAAAUGUCUGCCCCAUAUUUAAAUGGAAUAAGAGGUAAUUUUUCUCCAAAGAUAUUGAAGUUUUCAAAACUUCCCAUGAAAACCGUUUUUGUACCUAUAAUAAAAUAUAUAAAAAAUAAAUGUCCCGUUCAACAAUGCCCGAUUGGAAAACCAACCUUCUUCUUUCCUAAAACCGAAAAGCAACCUCUUCAUAUUAUUCGAUUACCGCCAAGAGUAAUUAUUAAAAAGAUUGCAGUUCCUGUUAUUCAACCUAACAGGGUAGUUUAUAAAGAGUGUAAAACUCAACUUGCUGUAGAUUCAUUAAAAAAGAAAGAUAAAUACCCAAGUCUACACUUUACUAGACCAAAUUUUAUAUUUAAACCAACCUUUACUGGUACAACGCCUUCGUUAUUUAACAGGUGUCCAGUAACAAAAACAGUUUAUAUUCCAAUACCCAAAGUAAUUCAUGGUAAAUGUACAAAAUCCCCUAAAUUCAUUAUAAAGGUACCUCCUUCGAUUAGAAUACCAUAUUUAAGUCAAGACACAGUUCGUCCAAGCUUAAAGAAAUUCUUUAAUCGGCCAAUAAUAAAACGUAUAUUCGUGCCGGUUCCUCAGAGACCUAAGAUUAUUAUAAAACAAGUUCCUGUGACUUCUUCGACAGGCUUAUGUGUCGGGUUAAAUAAAAAUGCAUUACUUCCUGAUUAUAAUAACGUGAAAAAAAUGAAAACAUCUUUGCCUUUCCAGUUUUUCACUAAUAAAUAUCUAUAUCCUAAAUCAGUUAAGUAUCCGAAAAUUUUGACGCGAACUAUUAUUGUACCAAAAACGAAACUGGUUUUCAGGAAAUGUCCUGUUCCAAAACAAUCGCCCGGAAAACUUAUCUUUGUACCGGUACCGUUCUGUAAAAAUUCAUUCAAAACGCAUAAAAGUAAUGCUUGCUCCGCUCCUCAAAUUAUUCGCCAACCACCCACAGUGAUUGUUAAAAAAGUCCCAGUUUUUAUUACUUCUCCACGAAAGGUAGUCCACAAAGAAUGUAAAUUCCCUUCUAACAAAAAUGCCGAAAAAUCCAUCAUUGAUGACACCACACCAUAUUAUUCUCAUGCGUUACGUUUUCCUCAGACACAAAAAUGCCCUACGACGAAAACCGUUUACGUCCCUGUUACGAAAUUCAUUCGCAAUAAAUGCACGAUCCCAUCAAUUUACAAUCGCCUGAUAAAACCUAUCUUUUCCCAACCUCAUCAUUUAAAUAGGUUAUCUGGCGCUUCUUACACUCCAAAAAUAUUCGUAAAAGUAGUUCCUGUUCGAGUACCUUAUUCGACACAGAGAAUAGUUCGUCCAAAUUUAUUAGAAUGUAAGCACAGACCUGUUACAAGAACCGUAUUUGUGCCAGUCUUUCAACGUCCAAAGAUUAUUGUAAAAAAAGUUCCAGUAUUAUCACGGUCGUGUGAAAGCUCAUCUCCGAUAAUUACUAAUGAGUAUCAACCUUCUAAGGCAUUUCCAAAACUUCCGAUUGGAGUAACCACUCCAAUAAUGAAACAUACAGCUAAUAAAAUUCCUAUUCAAUUUAUACGAUUACCGCCUAAGGUAAUUAUUAAGAAGGUUCCAGUUCCUAUUAUUUAUCCGCCAAAAAUAGUUUAUAAAAAGUGCAAUAUUCCUUCUAACGCGAAUGCAAAACUGAAUAAUGGAAACAAUUAUAACCGUCACAAUGUUCAUUUCGGUCUACCAUUAUUUCCACAUACUCCACAAACAUUGCCAUUGUUAUCGUCAAACAAAUGUCCUUUGACUAAAACAGUAUAUGUUCCAUAUCCAAAAUUAAUUCGAAAUAAAUGUUUUGUAGUACCACAAUCAAAUAAUGCAAUAAGGAAUGGCUCUAUUCACCCACUUCUCAGUGGAAAUUCUAAGCAACGCCCUCCGAAGGUGAUUAUCAAAACUGUUCCUGUUAAAGUACCGUGUUCGACACAGGGAAUAGCUCGACCAAAUUUAUUAGAAUGUAAACACAGACCUCUUACAAGAACCGUAUUUGUGCCAGUCUUUCGACGUCCAAAGAUUAUUGUAAAAAAAGUUCCGGUAUUAUCACAGUCGUGUGAAAACUCAUCUCCGAUAAUUACUAAUGAGUAUCAACCUUCUAAGGCAUUUAAGUUUCCGAAACUUCCGAUUGGAGUAACUACUCCAAUAAUGAAACAUACAGCUAAUAAGAUUCCUGUCCAAUUUAUACGAUUACCGCCUAAGAUAAUUAUUAAAAAGGUUCCAGUUCCUAUUAUUUAUCCGUCAAAAAUAGUCAAUAAAAAGUGCAAUAUUCCUUCUAACACGAAUGCAAAACUGAAUAAUGGAAACAAUUAUAAACAUCACAAUGGACAUUUUGGUCUACCAUUAUUUCCACAUACUCCACAAAAACUGUCAUUGUUAUCGUCAAACAAAUGUCCUUUGACUAAAACAGUAUAUGUUCCAUAUCCAAAAUUAAUUCGUAAUAAAUGUUUUGUAGUACCACAAUCAAAUAAUGCAAUAAGGAAUGGCUCUAUUAAGCCACUUCGUAGUGGAACUUGUGAGCAGCACCCUCCGAAGGUGAUUAUAAAAACAGUUCCUGUUCGAGUACCAUAUUCGUCUCAGAGUAUAGUUCCUCCAAAUUUAUUAGAAUGUAAACACAGACCUCUUACAAGAACCGUAUUUGUGCCAGUCUUUCGACGUCCAAAGAUUAUUGUAAAAAAAGUUCCAGUAGCAUCACAGUCGUGUGAAAACUCAUCUCCGAUAAUUACUAAUGAGUAUCAACCUUCUAAGGCAUUUAAGUUUCCGAAAUUUCCGAUUGGAGCAACUACUCCAAUAAUGAAACAUACAGCUAAUAAGAUUCCUGUUCAAUUUAUACGAUUACCGCCUAAGAUAAUUAUUAAAAAGGUUCCAGUUCCUAUUAUUUAUCCGUCAAAAAUAGUCUAUAAAAAGUGCAAUAUUCCUUCUAACACGAAUGCAAAACUGAAUAAUGGAAACAAUUAUAAACAUCACAAUGGACAUUUUGGUCUACCAUUAUUUCCACAUACUCCACAAAAACUGUCAUUGUUAUCGUCAAACAAAUGUCCUUUGACUAAAACAGUAUAUAUUCCAUAUCCAAAAUUAAUUCGUAAUAAAUGUUUUGUAGUACCACAAUCAAAUAAUGCAAUAAGGAAUGGCUCUAUUCAGCCACUUCGCAGUGGAACUUCUAAGCAACCCCCUCCGAAGGUGAUUAUCAAAACUGUUCCUGUUAAAGUACCGUUUUCGACACAGGGAAUAGCUCGACCAAAUUUAUUAGAAUGUAAACACACACCUGUUACAAGAACCGUAUUUGUGCCAGUCUUUCAACGUCCAAAGGUUAUUGUAAAAAAGGUUCCGGUAUUUUCACGGUCGUGUGAAAACUCAUCUCCGAUAAUUACUAAUGAGUAUCAACCUUCUAAGGCAUUUAAGUUUCCGAAAUUUCCGAUUGGAGCAACUACUCCAAUAAUGAAACAUACAGCUAAUAAGAUUCCUGUUCAAUUUAUACGAUUACCGCCUAAGAUAAUUAUUAAAAAGGUUCCAGUUCCUAUUAUUUAUCCGUCAAAAAUAGUCUAUAAAAAGUGCAAUAUUCCUUCUAACACGAAUGCAAAACUGAAUAAUGGAAACAAUUAUAAACAUCACAAUGGACAUUUUGGUCUACCAUUAUUUUCAUAUAAUCCAACUGCUCCUCACACAUCAUUGUCAAACAAAUGUCCUUCUACUAAAACUGUUUAUGUUCCAUAUCCGAAAUUAAUUCGAAAUAAAUGUAUUGAAAUACCACGGCCAAAUAAUGAUAUAAGAUACGACUUUACUCAACCACUUCGCAAUACUAUUUGUAAGCAACUCCCUCCCAAAGUGGUUAUAAAAACUAUUCCUAUUCGAGUACCCUAUUUAUCUCACUAUCUAAAACACCCAAGUUUACCAGAAUGUAAAAAACGCAUAGUGACUAAAACCGUGUUUGUGCCGGUUCCUCAACGACCAAAAACUAUUUUAAAAGAAAUUCCUGUUUUUAUGAACAAAUUAUACCCCAAACAAAGUCUUAUUUCUAGACCUGUAAACUCUAUGCCAGCACCUAUUAUUCUUAAUAAAUGUUUGUCUAAAGAAAACAUAAAAUCUCCGAAAAUUCCUACUAAAACCAUUAUCCUAACAAUUCCAAAGAUCGAAAGUAGUAAGAGUUUGUCAUCCAAAUGUCCAACAGUUAAGCCAAUCUUAAUUCCCGUACCUUACUGCCAAAGGCUCCAUCAAGCAUCUAAACCAUCUUAUUCGCAAAAUGUGCGACUGCCUCCUAGAUUACUUGUUCAAAAAGUUUAUAUUCCUAUUUUUCCAUCUAAAGAAAAUUGCAUAAAGAUACAUUCGCGACCAACACCUCAAGAAAAUACUGUUAAAGGUUUUCUUAAACCAUUUAAUCAAAUAGCAUCCAUUUUGCCUCAUAAAUUAGAAUCCAUUCACAAUAAAUGUCCAGUGAAAACUGUUUAUAUCCCUGUUUCAAAAUUGAUUCGUAAUAAAUGUGUUAAUUAUCCUCCUAAAUUUUAUACUUCGCCGCCAAACUUUAACUUAUUUAGGCCACAAAAGUCAUUUAGUCCUGCGAAAGUAAUUAUUAAAGUAGUUCCGGUGAGGUUACCAUGUUACCAAAGUUUAAAGUUACCGAAGUUUGUAAAUAGUAAGCAUAGAUCAAAUGCGGGCACUUUGCCUUUGUUUGUUAACCAGCAACCGAAAAUUAUCGUUAAACAUGUCCCGAGAACAAUUUUUGUGCCCAUACAAAAUCAACGAUGCUCCAACGUUAAACCAGUUUUUAUUCACCAUAUCUUGAAAGCCCCCAAAAAAGAGUCGUGUAAAUGUACUACAAGUAACAACCAGCCAGUUAGAGUAAUUCAGCUGCCACCAAAAGUAAUUGUUAAAAAGAUUUCUGUUCCUGUUAUUCUUCCGAGGAAACUAAUAUAUAAAAAAUGUCCCACCUUACCACUUCUUAAUGCGAAAAACUAUCCUGCUGUAGGUUUAACUCCACACCCUUUUUCGUUUAAUGUAAAACCUUCACCUUUCUCUCCUUUGAUUCAGAAUUGUCCUAAAUCUAAAAUCGUGUACAUAUCUGUUCCAAAACUAAUUCACAGAAAAUAUCUAACUUAUCCAAAGAAAAAACACUUUAAGUUACCUUCUUUGAUACCAAAUCUAAAAUUACAAAUACCUUCAUCAAUUUCGCAUUCUCCUCCUAAAGUAGUUAUUAAAUUAAUUCCCGUUCGAGUACCGUACGCAUUUCCAGACUACAAAAGACAAAAUUCAGCAGAGUGCAAGAAAGGUCGACUAACAAAAACCGUGUUUGUUCCAGUACCACAGCGACCAAAAGUUAUCAUAAAACAAGUUCCCAUACUUAUACAUCCUUAUACUAGUAAAAUGUCAGUUGGAAACCAACACCCCAAGAAAGCUAUAGAAUCUCAACCCCCUCCAAUUAUUAUUAAAAAUAUUCGUCCGUCAGCUGGGAUUAAAUUUCCUAAGUUACCAACGAAAGUUAUUAUUGUACCUAAAUUAGUAAAGGAAUAUCUUUGGAAAAAAUGUCCUAGAACAAAACCGAUUUAUAUUUCCGUACCGUUUUGUAAAGAGACAUCAAAACUAUUAAAUAGUAAACCAUUUAACAAUAUUCAAGUACCACCGAGAGUGAUUGUUAAAAAAGUUGCAGUUCCUAUUGUUUUUCCACAAAAAGUAAUAUAUAAAGAAUGUAAUCUUCAACGUGGUAAUAAUGUUAGAGUAGCUUUGAAUGGUAAAAAGCAGCCUGGCGUAUACUUCAUUCCGCAAUUUUCUCAGUAUAAACCUCAGUUUAGUAAAUGCCCUAUUAUUAAAACAGUUUAUAUCCCACUUCCAAAAUUAAUUCGCAGUAAAUGUAUAACUCCGCCUAAUUUAACAAUGCCCAGUUUCUCUCAUUUACGUAUUCCCAAGGUUUAUAAACCACAUGAAAUUCCACAUUCUCCUAAAGUAAUAAUAAAAUUAGUUCCCAUUCGAGUCCCAUCUCCAACACAAAUAAUUAAAACAAAAUGCUUAAAUCAGCCAAAUUUACGAAUCAUGUCACCUAAAGUUGUGAUACAGAGACGUCCUAUUUAUAUUCCCGUUCCAAAAAUAAUUCAUAAAAAAUGUUUUAUGCCGGCGAAAUCGACUGAAAUUCAUCAACCUUUCCCCCAUUUCACCAAUAAUAGACAACAUCCAGUAACAAAAAUUAUAUAUGUACCCAUUCCUCAACGGCCCAGGAUUAUUAUUAAAAAAAUUGUUGUGCCUGUACAGCCUAAAUUAAAUAUAGGGUUAUCUAAAGGUCAGGUACGUCCCCACCAGCAAACUCUAGUUAAUCUACUUAGAAAGCCUAUUCCAUCUAAAAUAAUUAAUAAAUGUCGUUCUGAUAGUAAUGUUAAUCGUCCAAGAAUUAAAUAUGUUCAGUUACCACCUAAAGUGGUUUCCAAAAUAAUUCACAUUCCUGUUGUAUAUCCAUGUAAAAAGGUUCACAAAAAUUAUCAUCCAGUUGUUACUUUUAAGAAUAAACCAGAGAGUGGGAUUUUAAGUUAUAAUGUGAAAAAAGGACCGUUAAAUAAUUUAAAACCUCCAGUUAAGGUUGUCUAUGUUCCUGUUCCAAAAAUAAUUCGAACAAAAUGUCCACAUUGUGAUGUCCAUCCUCACUAUUCACCUAGAGACAAGAAAAUAAACAUUCAAAAACAACCCAAAGUAAUCCCAUUUAGAGUUAAUGUUUUGCCUACCCAGUUAUCUCGAAAUUCUGUUCCAUUAUCGUCACACCCUCUUCAACAUUGUCGGUUUGUGUUGGAAAAACAAAAGGGCCAAAUAGCAUUGCUGAAGAGGUUGUUAAACGGUGAAAUAAAGAAAUCCAAUAAGCAUUGCUCAUGCGAUUCACGACCAUCGUUUAGCAAAAUUCUUUAUCCUUCAAUGCAAAAAGAGAAUCGUUGUACUAGCCCGAAGAUAAUAUAUAAAUUACUUCCAAUAAUUAAGCCAGCAAAGACAGUAAUUAAAGAAGUGAGGUUACCAUUUUCCUCAAAAUGUCCACCACAACCAAUUUUACUUCAUCGAGUCCCGGUUCCACCAGUAGCAGAUGUAAUUGAAAAAGAAAAAAUUGUUCAUUUACCCCCGAAGGUGGUUAUAAAAACCGUUUUUGUACCAAUUGUUAAUGCUUCCAAAUGUCCUCUUCCAAAACUGUUGUUACAGAAAGUUUUUAUUCCCUUACCCAGCAGAAUAAUUAUUAAGGAAGUUCCAGUUCAUCAUCCACCACGAAUAGUAAUUAAAGAGGUUCCUGUUAUUAAACCUUUGCCACUCUCACAACCAAGUGUCAAUCUUUAUUCUAAAGGUAGCGUUUCGAAACCAAAAAUUGUUUAUAAGAAAAUUCCAAUUUUGCAACCACCACGAACGAUUAUCAAGGAAGUUCCCAUUACAUUACCCCCUCGAAUUGUUUAUAGGCCGAUAGUUCGAUCCCGUAAAAAGUGCAAUAGUACUGUUUCAAAAUUCAGUCAUUUCGGUUCCAUACUUAGUCACAUUAGUCGAAUAGAAAGUUCUUUAGAGUUACACAAGCGAAUAAUAGAGUAUCAAAAAACAGAAAUCUCGAAUCUUGAACUGGAGAUAGUAAAAUUACUGAAAGAUAUCAUUUCUUGCUCUAGUUACGCUACAGAAUCAACAGAAAAGAGCCUUACUAAUUAUUAUACGACCAGAAGUGGCAUUAUUUAUAAACCUCACCGUCCUUUAAUGACUAGGGAUGAAUGUAUUAAAAAAUUACAUAAAAACGAGAAUAUAGUUUUACAUCUUAGGAAAAAAUUAAAGGAUGCUAAAAAAGGAACAAUUGCGAAUUUCUUAAUCAAUCAUCGUUUAUUGCCAAAUUAUAAAAGAAUUAAUGAAAAUAAACUGUCUGAUUUUAAAUUUGAUUCGGCUCCUUUAAGGAAUAUUUUGCCUACUUUAAAGCUAGGAUUUGGCACUAGUAAAAGAACACAUCCUUCCUUGUUUCUGCAUGGUUUUGCAACCACCCCAAGAGUAAACAAUCAAAAUAGCCAUUCUCGUUCGUCACUUGCAUGCGUUCCUAAGGAAUCUCUUAAUGAAAUCUACACUGCCUACACACAUAUACAGACAGCUCUAACACACUGCAUGAAUUCUGCAUUAAUAACUAAUUUUAAGCAGAAUGGAAGCAGUGGUCGAUACGGAAAUGAUGAUAGAGAUCAAUUGAUAGAAGAAAAGAAAUUAGCCGAAAGUCAGAUAGAUUUCCUUAAUUCUAUUAUUGUUGAUAUGCAAAAGAAAAAUGCUGAGCAGAAAGCUAAAAUAGAAAUACUAGAAACCGGUUACAGUCCUGCAGCAGCAGAUGAAUUAAAUUUAAUGGGACUACCCCAACAUAAAAGGCCUCCUCGAGCUUAUUGUGAUAUAUGUGAAGAGUUUGAUUUGCAUGAAACAGAAGAUUGCCCUCUUCAAGCAACAGAAAAUCAUCCAAGCAUUGAUAGAAAAAUAUCUCCUCGGAAAGCACCACCACCUCCCAGACCUUACUGUGAAAUUUGCGAAAUUUUUGGACAUUGCACUGAAGAUUGCAAAGACGACCAGACAUACUGAUUAAGUACAGCAUUGUUAGAAAAAAAUUAUACACUUGGCAAGUGUUUAUAUAUUCGAAAUUAACAGUUUUGUAAAAAAUAUUGUACGUGAUAUUAUAAGUUAAAUUUAUUGUGAUUUAGUUUUACCGUAAGCAGUUAUAUAAAUAAAGUAUAUAUUUUUCAUAA
This is a messenger RNA of Agrilus planipennis (emerald ash borer), 18257 nucleotides long. Its product is annotated as CAP-Gly domain-containing linker protein 1. The coding region runs from base 169 to 18093 and encodes 5974 amino acids. NCBI's taxonomy places the organism in Eukaryota, Metazoa, Arthropoda, Insecta, Coleoptera, Buprestidae. The record is from RefSeq and is a predicted model, not a curated record. Gene Ontology annotation, cellular component: cytoplasm; microtubule plus-end; nucleus. Gene Ontology annotation, biological process: cytoplasmic microtubule organization. The transcript has 18 exons. Gene Ontology annotation, molecular function: microtubule plus-end binding.